Messenger RNA from Osmerus eperlanus (European smelt), 1820 nucleotides. It is a transcript of the gene nsmce4a, whose product is annotated as NSE4 homolog A, SMC5-SMC6 complex component. Gene Ontology annotation, biological process: DNA repair. The transcript is spliced from 10 exons. The record is from RefSeq and is a predicted model, not a curated record. NCBI's taxonomy places the organism in Eukaryota, Metazoa, Chordata, Actinopteri, Osmeriformes, Osmeridae. Bases 520 to 1575 code for a protein of 351 amino acids. Gene Ontology annotation, cellular component: nucleus; Smc5-Smc6 complex.
GUGAGACCUUUAUUUUGAAAGAUUAGUUGGCGCCCACUUCACGGUACUGUCGCCAACACUACCCACCACAGUGCUAAGGAAGUUUGCACAAAACAUGAUGGCAACCAACUGCUGAGUGAUCAAAUAAUUGUUUGGAAGUUUUCUUUGAAGGUUCGUGAAAACGUAAAAGGCGUCAAAGCGUUGAAGUUGUAAAGCAAUCGUUAUGAAAGGAUCAUGUUCAUGUAAUUUUUAAAUAUCGUUACUGUAACUAACACUGUUUAACCAAACAACAGCAGUAAGGUGUGAGUUUUUGUAGUAAUGGGGUGCAGUAACUUACGCUAGUAGGUUAUAGCUAUAAAGCUAGCCUAUCUAGCUAGAUAUUUAUUUUAUGUCGUGUCGCAACAAUUAGAGCUAACGCUACUUGUUUUGAGCGUGUUGAGUUAUCCUGAAACCUACACCAAUUUAUUUUCUCAGUACAAGAAGUCCAAGUAGGGGGCUUUUCUGAAUUCAGAGAAGGCUUCAGCAGCAGUGACUCAAAAGAUGAGAAGAUCCAGUAGAGUAGGUGAUGAGUCCACUGUUCGGCAGAACGGUGUAGCUGGGCGAAGCAGAGCCGAGCGGGGGGAUGCAGCUGAUGACGAAGAGGCAGGCAGCAGCCCGGUUGACAUGCAAGAUGAUGAGGACAACGACCCAGCUAGGAGAAGGGAGAUCCGGAGCAAGUACAGGGAUCUCAUCAACUCGGUUCAGCAGAACAGAGAAGACAUGCUUAGCCCUACCAACAAUAAACUCACAGACGUUUUGGAGGAGGCCAACAAACUGUUUGCAGAAGUACGACAAGCCCGGGAGGCAGCUUUAGAUGCCCAACUCCUGGUCCUUGCUACAGACCUAGGUAAAGAGAAGGCCAGCCAGCUCCAUGCAGAGGGCUCAGCCUUUGACCCAUCAGCCUUCGCAGAGCACCUGCUGUCCUUCAUGGGCCUUAACCGGUUGGAAAAUGAGGAGAAUGUGGAAGAAGAAUCGGCAACGACAAAUGGCUACCUGCCCCCGGACGCCUGGCAGAGGGUGGCCAAGAGAGCGGAGUGUUGCUUCAGGACUGCCCCAUCAUUCCACUACAUGAUGGGCUCUUUCUUGGCUGUUCCCCCACCUCCAAGGCAGCGCGCUGAGCGCCAGAGGAAGGCGCCCUCAAAGGAGGCCAAGCGUAUCAUGCCCACUCAGUUGAAGAAAAUGGAGGAAUCCCAUCAGGAAGCAACAGAGAAAGAGGUAGAGAGGAUCCUGAGCUAUCUGAGAAGCUACUUUGCUGAUGACCCCACAUCUCCUAUCUCCUAUUAUGAAUUUGUGAUUGAUCCCACUUCUUUCUCACGGACGGUGGAGAACAUGUUCCACACAUCAUUCCUGAUCAGGGAUGGUUUGGCCAGGAUGUAUUUGGAUAGUGACAAGCUGCCUUGUAUAGCCCCUGUGGAGGAAGGAGAGGUGGAGGCUGGUGGGGUGUCCAGUCGUCAGCAGUGUGUCAUUUCCAUCAGCCCCAAAAGCUGGAAGGAGCUCAUUGAUGCAUUCGACAUAACAGAGCCGUUGAUCCAAGCCUCAAACACACAACCGGAGUGAUGCAGGAUUAAGUCCUUUUAAAGAUAUUACAUGUUUUAUAAACUUCCAGGGAUGAUGUAAAUAUACUGUUUUAGAGAUUUCCAGUUCGUAAAUGCUUUUGAUUUAAUAAAAAAAAAAAAUGAAAACCCAAGUCUGAUGGUGUGCUUGUUUUAUUGCAUUCUCCCAAAUUGCAUGUGGGAAUCAACAAUUCCGAUGCUUUCUGAAGCCAUUCUGCAGCUCUGCUGUCCCUGUAGUCAACUGCCCAG